CAGCCGCUGUUAAAAACCAAGAAGAAGAAGCUAAAGAAGCUAAAGAAGCAAACAAUCAAACAAUUUCAGUGAAGUGUUUCGUUUAAUUUGCUUUAAAACGCGAACAUGUCGCACGCAGCGGACACGUUUCCUCUUCACGAGCGCCAUCAGCGUCUACGGGAGCUGACGGAGUUCACCGAAAACUGCCGGAAACAGAUAAACGACAUUUAUGAAACGCUGGGAUGGUCGCCGGACUACCAGCAGGAAGUGAUGGAGCAGUGUCCCUACGACCCCGGGCACAGAGUCCCAGGCAGCAGCAUGGACAGACACAAAGGAUCGUGCCUCCUCACAAAGAUGGGCUACUCUGCUGAAGAGCAGGUGGCGAUGUACGAUCCCUCUGUGUGUUAUGAGAACAGCAGCGUCACAAGCUUCCACAUGGACAAGUCCACUCAGCACCAGGUGAUUCUCCAGGCGCGAGCUGCUGCACCGCUCAUGAGGAUGGAGGGAGUUUUCUGGCAAGGUCAGUACUCGGGUCAGCCCGUGGACGUGCCUCAGAACCACAAACGCGCCGUGUGUGACCUCACUGGCAGACAGGAAGCCGAGGCGUCUAACAACGACGACCUCUACGUGGACUUGGUGUCCAAACUUCGGAGAGAUGACGGUCAGAACCAACCCAAGACUCAUCUGGAGCUGAUGGCAGAGAUGAGGGACUACAAGAGGCGGCGUCAGUCCUACCGAGCCAAGAACGUUCACAUCACCAAGAAGUCCUACACUGAGGUGAUCAGAGAGGUCAUCAAUGUCCACUCAGAGGAGCUCAGCAGGCAGUGGAGAGCAGACGAGGAGGAGGAGCAGCAGCAGGAGGAGGAGGAGUUUACACGCUCUGAACAUUCCUCACACAGGCGUCGGAGAUCGCCGUCGUCGGAGUCUCGCACCUCUCGCAGCCGACGCCGACACAGCCGCGAACAAAGUCAAGAGUCAGAGAGCAAGAAGAAGAAAAGAGAGAGAAAGAAGGAGAGGGAUUCCCGUUCCCCCAGCAACCAGCGCCACGAGCGAAAGAGGAAGAAAAAGAAGAAGAAAGAGGAGAGGGACAAAGACUGAUGAUGAUGAGGAAGAUGAAGGUCACGGCGACCUUCAGGGAUCAGAACAUCAAAGCCGAGGGACUUUUGUAAGAAAAUGAAUGAGAGAGAAAAACAUGAACAUUUUUUGUGCUGUGUUUUACAGUGUAACUCUCAGACAGACUCCGCCCACUUCUGUCUGAUUGGCUGAGAGUGAUUUCUGAUGGCAGAUGACUUGGAAUGUCAGACAGGUGUCACAGCCGGGUGGUCUCCUGGUUCAGUUCUGGUCCUGGACGAUCAUUGGUCAUCUUGUGCUGCCUGAGCUGGAAUGAUGGAGCCAUGGCUGCCACGUUGCCAUGGUAACACCAUUGUCUCUGUAACGUGGUUUUACAUGAAGCAUUUCCUGUUCCUGUGAAAUCACAAUAAAGACGUUGUGUUCAGAA
Messenger RNA from Solea senegalensis (Senegalese sole), 1477 nucleotides. It is a transcript of the gene snrnp48, whose product is annotated as small nuclear ribonucleoprotein 48 (U11/U12). Bases 106 to 1077 code for a protein of 323 amino acids. The transcript is spliced from 9 exons. The record is from RefSeq and is a predicted model, not a curated record. Lineage: Eukaryota; Metazoa; Chordata; Actinopteri; Pleuronectiformes; Soleidae. Gene Ontology annotation, cellular component: cytosol; nucleoplasm; U12-type spliceosomal complex.